Rhipicephalus sanguineus (brown dog tick) is the source of this 1668-nucleotide messenger RNA. RefSeq lists its product as uncharacterized. The transcript has a single exon. The record is from RefSeq and is a predicted model, not a curated record. Gene Ontology annotation, molecular function: zinc ion binding; nucleic acid binding. The coding region runs from base 1 to 1668 and encodes 555 amino acids. Lineage: Eukaryota; Metazoa; Arthropoda; Arachnida; Ixodida; Ixodidae.
AUGCUGACCCCUGUUCGUUCAUCAAAUGACACGAAAGCCCUACGCAACUUGUACGACCACGUUCUCGUCAAUGUCCGUGGACUCGAGACUCUGGGUGUGCACAAGUCAUCCUUCUCAUCUAUGCUCGGCGACAUUCCACUGCGUGCUCUUCCACGGGACAUAGUCGUUCAGUAUCAUCGGUCGUGUGCCGUCCAGGUGGCAUGUGACUCGAGAAGUGAUGCUACACCCGUGGGACUGGAUGGUCUGCUCAACUUCCUGGGCAUUGAGCUGGAAAGCUUAGAGAAGAGCGAUUUCAAUGACGCUGGAAGGCGAGAAUUCGGAACAACGCCCGCGGCUAGUCAGUUGACGUAUUCUCGCCGUGGGAAACCUACGUCAUCUGUGCUUCACAGCAACGCGGCAAGGGAACCAAAAAAGGACAACUGCGUCUUCUGCUCGUCCAGUCAACACAAAUCUGAACUGUGCACAGCUGAGUUACCACUGACGCAGAAAAAAGAACUACUGUCCAAUGACAAGAGGUGUUUCCGCUGCACCACCAAAGGACAUCGGGCACGGGACUGCAAAAGGAAGAUCUCCUGUUCGAGAUGCCAAGCGCGACACGCUACAAGUAUGUGUGAUCCCGACAGGUGUUCGCGGCAGACAGACUACGUCAACAAGAACGACGGAAAAACUACGACAGUCUGCGCAUCACUUGGAAAACGACCACCAAAUGAAGGUUCCAUCGCUUGCGUCUUUCUCCAGACUUUCCGAGCAUGGGCCAUAAAUGAUGACACUUGUCGCUACAUACGAGGAGUUUUUGAUGGCGGCAGUCAGAGGACCUUCAUAACUGAAGCCUUGUCCAAGCACCUUCAGCUGAAAAGUGUGGGAACUACUCGGAUAGCACUCAACACUUUCGCGAGUGCAUCAGACCAAGAGGCUAAGAGGCGUCGGAUCAUCGAACUGCGACUGCGGAGUCAGUUUUGCGACCAGGAGAUAGUCCUAGCAGCAAUAGAGAUCCCACACAUCUGCCAGGACAUCGAAGAGACAACAAUGGACGCAGCCUUCGUCGCUUCUUUCAAGAAGCUUGGAAAGGAUGUCGCCGAUGAGCUGAUACACCCAUCUGUCAUAACGAACAAUGGUAUCAGCGUACUGAUCGGUUCCGAUCAGAUGUGUAAAAUAUUGACCGGCGAAGUUUCAAGAUGCGAAGGCAACGAAUCCUUGAUUGCACUGAACUCCAAGUUUGGAUGGACCUUCCAGGGGAGCACAUCGCACUUGAUGUCUCAAACAACACCUACACGAAUGAUGGUGUGCGUGCUCAAAGUUCAAGCUACCGAUUCCGACGCGUUUCUGCGUUCCUUUUGGGAACGUGAGAGCAUAGGAAUUACAGACACGAUAGGCAAGCUUCCUGAAACGAGCAAGACCAUGAUAAAAUUUGAGAAAACCAUCAGCUUUCGCAACGGACGAUAUGAAGUGGCCCUCCCUUGGAAGGAUGGAUUCGAGCUUGCAAGCAACAGGCAAGUCGCCAUUACUCGACUAGAAAAGCUUGUCAACCGUCUCAGCGCCAAGAAGGGACUGUUCGAAACGUAUGACCGUACCAUAAGAGAGUACUUGCGGGCAGGACACGCUGAAGUCGUCAGUGAUGCACCUUCUGACGUGACAAAGUUAUAUGCCGCACAAGGAAGUCAUACGUGA